Messenger RNA from Manduca sexta (tobacco hornworm), 1513 nucleotides. Its product is annotated as golgin-45. Gene Ontology annotation, biological process: Golgi organization; Golgi to plasma membrane protein transport. NCBI's taxonomy places the organism in Eukaryota, Metazoa, Arthropoda, Insecta, Lepidoptera, Sphingidae. The coding region runs from base 184 to 1326 and encodes 380 amino acids. Gene Ontology annotation, cellular component: Golgi membrane. The record is from RefSeq and is a predicted model, not a curated record. The transcript has 6 exons.
GUCAACUGUCAGAAUAAAUGUCAAGACUUGUAAAUACUGCUUCGUCCUAAAUAAUAAUAUGUACUCAAUACCCAAAAUUUCUAAAAUUUAUACAUUUCUGUUAAUCUUAUAGAUAAACAAAUACAUUGGAAAGUGAUACCAUAGAGAUUUGAAUUCAUCGUGACAUUAAGUAAUCUAAUCAUUAUGAAUGUUGAUUGGUUAUACAAUCCGAAAAUCAUGAGCAAGACGCGAACGGCCGGUGACGGCAUGGAGUCGGAGGAAUCUACCUCCGAAACGGCACAAAAUAGAAGAAAAAACAAUGAUCCCAAAGAUACCGUGGUACCUGGACGAUUAAUACAAAUUUACCCUUCUAACGUUAUAACAUCGCAGAAAACUAAAUCUAUUAAUGUGAAAUCACCUAAGUUCGUUCCAUAUGAACCUUACCCAGGAGCAGUGAAACCAAUAGUGUCACAAACAGUGAAGAAAUCCAAGAAAUCUAAAAACAACAUGGAUAUAAACACAUUAAUAUCUCAAAUGUCUCAAAUGAACACAAAUUUAAAUGAGUAUAAACCUAGACCAAAGUUGAAUUCAGUCGGUAGCAAGUCUCUCAUUGAAGGGGAACAGAUUAGUCCAGAGAAUGAGGAAUUGCAGAAAAAAAUUACCAGUUUGAUGCAUGAAAAUGACUCCUUGAAGGAACAACUAAAGCAACAAGUUCAGGUAAACAAAGAACUGAAGACAAUGUUGGUGGCUUCCAUGGGAGAGGACCUUGAAACUCAAGUCCAGUCAUUGAAUGAAGACAAAAAGCAUUUAGCAAAUGCUUUGCUUAACUCAGCUCAACAUUUAUCUACCCAUCAAGAGCAAACGGAAUGGCUAGCAGGUCAAUGCGAAGUCUGGAGGAGCAAAUUCCUUGCAAGCAGUUUAAUGGUAGAAGAAUUGGCAAAUUGCAAGAGACUAUUGAACGAAAAAACCGAAAAUUUACAACAAGCAAUCAAGCAAUUAUUGGAUGAAAAAUGUAGAGUGAGAGACAUGCAACUCUGUACUUACAAAAACUUGUACAGUCUUCAUGAGAAAUGGUUGGAAAAUAUGGCAAUAUCUGAAUACUCUGGUAGUAGUAUGUACAACCGUCCUAUUGGAAAUCUCAAUUUUAAUGCAACAAUGCCGCAUUCCACAAACAUUAUAGAUUUGGCAUCUGUUAAUUUGAAAUUAUCGGAAAAUAUUAGCAGUUCGGUUGAGAAACAAGAUGUCAGCCAUUUGAACAAUCUUCCAACUAUGACAGAUGGAGAGAUGAAUGCAGAAAAUGUAAUGGCAAUGCCUUUAGAAGUUCGAAGGGCAAUGAGGUGUCCGUAAAUGCGUUGGUUCAUCACGCCUACACCAACACUGGGAACACAGUGCGUCCAGUAGCAUCCUGUAUGCACUGCAACGGCCGCGUACAGUUAUUAUAACAGUCGACAGUACAUACUAUAACAUAUUGGUUGUGUAUUUCCAAAAUAUCUCGGUUGUAUCAAUAUUUGUAUUAUAUAGAAUUGUAUUGUUA